AUGCAACAAGAUAAUGGACAUGAAGAAGAUAAAGAAAAUAAACAAGAAAUGCAAGUUCCACCCUCUGAACAUGAGCCAACUGCAACCAUAUACAUUAAAAAUUUUGUUCGUCCUUUAACACAUACAAAAGUCCGCGAACUUUUAGAGCAAUAUGGCAAAAUCGUAUUUUUUUGGAUGGAUAAGAUUAAAUCUCAUUGUUAUGUAAAGGUGAUUUCAUUUAUACAUAAAUAUAAUAAAUUAAAGUUGGAAAUCACAAAAUUGGCACAUCAAUCACUCUGGGAUGUUGUUUUUCCACCUGAAACUGGCAGAAAACUUAUGUUAGAAUUUAUAGAUUUUGAAAAGGCAGAGGAAUUGAUUGCAGAAGAAGAAAAUAAAGCAUCAAACACAAAUCCAAAUUCGAAUUCGAAUUCGAAUUUAUCAAAUUCACGCGAUAUACAAAGAUCUGAAAGAAAAAAACCUAAUGGAAAUAGUGGAACUGUUCCUAACAUAAAGAUAGUGUCAUUAGAUUCACUAUUUUCAAAAACAAAAGCUACUCCUCAUCUAUACUAUAAACCUGUGUCGUCAGAAGAUGCAAAAUCAAGACUUAAAGUUAUGGAAAGAAGAAGGAAUAGGAGAAAUUCAUAG
This is a messenger RNA of Entrophospora sp. SA101, 624 nucleotides long. The record is from the annotation of a GenBank genome assembly. NCBI's taxonomy places the organism in Eukaryota, Fungi, Glomeromycota, Glomeromycetes, Entrophosporales, Entrophosporaceae.